Messenger RNA from Acanthosepion pharaonis, 687 nucleotides. Lineage: Eukaryota; Metazoa; Mollusca; Cephalopoda; Sepiida; Sepiidae. The record is from the annotation of a GenBank genome assembly.
AUGAAACCCUUCACCAUUUUUCAUUAUCAAAAUUUCAUUUCUUUCCCUUCUUUUCUUCCUUUUCCUUGCAUCCCUAAAUGGUGUCAUAUCUAUCUAUCUAUCUAUCUAUCUAUCUCAGUCAAUUUAUAUCUAUCUAUAGUUCUGUUCAUAUCUACCUACCUGUCUGCCUAUUUAAUUCAGUCUGUCCACGGUAUAUCUAUCUAUCUAUCUAUCUAUCUAUCUAUCUAUCUAUCUAUUUAUCUAUCUAUCUAUCUAUCUCAGUCCCUUUUUGAGCAUAUUAGAAAUAAUUCUGCGAGCCUCCGGGGGUUAAGAUCCGUUUUCUUUCAAAACCGACUGAGGGGAAAAAAAAAGCUUAAGACCGGGGCGCGAGCCAACGUUUUUCAGGAAAGACGCCAGCCGUUCAUAUCUAUCUAUCUAUCUAUCUAUCUAUCUAUCUAUCUAUCUAUCUCAUUCUGUUCACAUCUAUCUAUCUAUCUAUCUAUCUAUCUCAGUCUGUUCACAUCUAUCUAUCUAUCUAUCUGUAGCGGCCCACAAAGGGGGCACUAUUUACAGGAAUGCUUGCUAAUAUCUAUCUAUCUAUCUAUCUAUUCAUUCAUCUAUCUAUCUAUCUAUCUAUCUCCUUGCUUUAUCUAUCUAUCUAUCUAUCUAUCUAUCUAUCUAUCUAUCUAUCUAUCUAUUUCCUUGUGA